This is a messenger RNA of Cygnus atratus (black swan), 1515 nucleotides long. It is a transcript of the gene ASIC5, whose product is annotated as acid sensing ion channel subunit family member 5. The transcript is spliced from 10 exons. Lineage: Eukaryota; Metazoa; Chordata; Aves; Anseriformes; Anatidae. Gene Ontology annotation, cellular component: membrane. Bases 1 to 1515 code for a protein of 504 amino acids. The record is from RefSeq and is a predicted model, not a curated record. Gene Ontology annotation, biological process: sodium ion transmembrane transport. Gene Ontology annotation, molecular function: ligand-gated sodium channel activity.
AUGGACCAACUGGGGAGAUUCACUCAAUUGGAUGCUAAAGGAAAAUUGGAAAAGAUACGAUUGUACUUAAUAAAGAAACUGCAGCCGUGUUUGGAAGACAGGAGGAGGUAUCACCAGGAGUUCGCCUCAUCCACUUCAUUUCAUGGAGUGCAAAACAUUGUCCGAAGGCGGAGCAGGACACACAGAGGGCUGUGGCUCUUAGUGGUCACAGGCUGUCUUGGCAUUGUCAUUUGGCAAAUCUGCAGUCGCUUUAUAUAUUACUUCAGCUGGCCAACCACAACCACGGUGGUAGUUCAGUAUGUGGAAAACGUCAAAUUCCCUGCUGUGACUUUUUGCAACUUGAACAGGUUUCAAGCUCAUGCAGUGAGCAACCUCCAAGUCAUUUUUCUCCUUUGGAACAUCGUUUCUGGAGUUGUCCAGAAAUUUGCUAUGGAAGACAAAUAUUCUCAAGAGAUAAAUGAUUUUCUUCUUGGAAACCAGAACUUCAGCAUUAAAGAGUUUACAAGGAAAAAUGGGUUUUAUUUAAACCACAGCACAUUGCUAGAAUGUGAAUUCUUUGGAAAGACAUGUCACCCAGAGGAUUUUGAACAUAUUUUCACUGAAUAUGGAAACUGCUUUACUUUUAAUUACAAUGGUCUUCCAGCAAGAAGUGUGAGUUUGUCUGGAAGAGGCUUACGUUUACUUUUUGAUGUCCAACAGGAGCAAUUCACUGAUGAUCCCGCCCUUGGUUAUACUGAUGCUGGCAUCACUUUUGUUAUCCAUUCACCCAAAGAGGUUCCACGCUUUGAUGGUUUAGGUUUAUUAACACCAGUCGGCAUGCAUGCACAGGUCGCAAUCCGCCAGCUGAAGUCAAUUAUCCAAGAAUACCCAUGGGGAGAGUGCAAGCCUGAUAUAAAGCUUCAGUACCAGAAUAUUUAUAGUACUAAUGGCUGUUUGCAGGAAUGCAAGGCCCGGUACAUACAGGACUGGUGUGGCUUUUUGCCUUUCAUUCUCCCAGGCAAUGGAACCGAAUGUGAUUUGCUGAAGUUUUACAAUUGCGUUUACCCUGCAGUCUAUGAUAUAGAGAUAAAAGGAUUGUGCACAGUAGGAACUCACAAUUCCACUUGUCCUGCCCCUUGUGAAGAAAUGGAAUAUCCUACCACUGUCACCUAUUCAAGUUUUGGAGGAGAAAAAGCCAUAAAAUACAUUUCUGCAAAGCUGAAGAAAAGCCCAGAAUACAUCAGGCAGAACCUUGUGCUUAUUGACAUUAAGUACCAUGAUCUGAGCUACAAAAUAACUCAGCAGCAGAAGGCCUUGUCUGUAUCUGAGUUGCUUGCUGAUGUAGGUGGCCAGCUUGGAUUGUUUUGUGGUGCCAGUAUGAUUACACUCAUAGAACUGCUUGAGUAUAUUUUUACUAAUUUCUGUUGGGUGUGCAUCUUUCUUCUACUGAAAGCUCCUGAAAUGCCUCAAUGGAAUAAUCCAUCCCAGAACCAACCAACACACAAGGAGAAAAAUACAGGAAUACAAGAAUGUUAG